Odobenus rosmarus divergens (Pacific walrus) is the source of this 1512-nucleotide messenger RNA. RefSeq names its product acyl-coenzyme A thioesterase 1-like. The coding region runs from base 1 to 1512 and encodes 503 amino acids. NCBI's taxonomy places the organism in Eukaryota, Metazoa, Chordata, Mammalia, Carnivora, Odobenidae. The transcript is spliced from 4 exons. The record is from RefSeq and is a predicted model, not a curated record.
AUGACGGGACCAGCCGGGGCCUUACUGCGCUCCGGAUCCGAGGAUGCCCCGCUGGGCCCCGCCCCGCCCGGCCCCCGCCUGCCCUGCGGCGCCGGGCGGGGAGGUCUGACUCUUCCUCCCGCCGCCGCCCGGCCUCGUGUCUUUGCCCGGAACCGCGAUGAUCCCGGGGCCAUGUGGAAAGCUGCCCAGGCCGUGCUCGGAACCGCCGGGAUCCUCCUCCUACUCCGGAGGUCGAUGUCCACAUCGGCCCUUCUCUCCCAGAAGGCUGCGACCCUGACCGUCACGCCUACGAUUGGGCUGGCCGACGAGCUCCUGGACAUUAAAGGGGAAGGCUUAGGCCCGAGGGCGCGGGUGACCCUGCGAGCGUCGGCCGUCAGCUACCGAGGUCGCCUCUUUCACUCGCUGGCCCACUACGAGGCGGACGGCCGCGGGGGCUUGGACCUGGCCAGGGACCCGGCUCUGGGCGGCGACUUCACGGGCGUGGAGCCCAUGGGGCUCCUGUGGAGCCUCACGCCGGUCGGCUCAGAGGAUCCCUGCUUCAACCAGAUGCCGAGGGGCGUGAUGAAAAGCCCCCUCAAAGAGGAGGUGACCGUCCACCACGCACCGCGGCAGCCGGCGGUGUCGCUGGGCCCGGCGCUGGCCUCCGCCCAGGUGCAGCGCUGGUUCUCCAGCCCUGAGCUGCGCCGCGCUCGGCUGCAGGCCGGCCGCCUGCGGGGCGUCUUCUUGAGGCCCCCAGGAGACGGUCCUUUUCCUGGUUUGAUUGAUAUGUUUGGUGAUGGAGGAUUAAAUGAAUCUCGAGCUAGUCUCCUUGCUUGCCGAGGUUUUGCUACUUUGGCUUUGCCAUUUUUUGGCUAUGAAGAUCUACCUCCAAUCAUGAAGGACUUAAAUUUAGAUUACUUUGAGGAGGCAGCUAAAUAUGUGCAAAGUCACCCAAAGGUUAAAGGUCCAAACAUUGGAGUGAUUGGUUCUGGCAAAGGAGCCGAGUUGGCAUUUUCCAUGGCUAGCUUUCUCCCAAAUAUAGCUGCAGUUGUGAGCAUCAAUGGCUGCAUCUCUAACACAACUACUGCCCUUACAUGUGGUAGAUUCAUCCUGCCAGGACUGCCUUUCAACCUAGACAAAAUCUCUGCCAUGGGUUCAGGGGUUUACGAUGUUAAAGAAGCGCUGGAGGACCCCUUGGACCCAGCCUACCGGGAAAGCCGUAUCCCCCUUGAAAAAGCCAAUGCCCAUUUCCUUGUCAUAGUUGGAGAGGAUGACAGGCAUUGGAAGAGUUCUGUUUAUGCGGACAUAGCUGUGAAGCACCUCACAGAGCAUGGGAAGACGAAUUUCACUCUUUUAAGCUACCCUAAUGCUGGCCACAGAAUAGAUCCCCCUUACAGCCCUUUUUUCUCUGUAUCGCUGGAUCCCGUGUUGGGAGUGCCUGUUUUGGGAGGUGGACAGCUCAAAGCUCAUGCUGUUGCUCAGAUUGAGUCUUGGAAGAAGAUCUUGGAGUUUUUGCACUUGCAUCUAGGGUAA